This is a messenger RNA of Dalotia coriaria, 1126 nucleotides long. RefSeq lists its product as uncharacterized. The record is from RefSeq and is a predicted model, not a curated record. Gene Ontology annotation, cellular component: transcription factor TFIIIC complex. Lineage: Eukaryota; Metazoa; Arthropoda; Insecta; Coleoptera; Staphylinidae. Gene Ontology annotation, biological process: transcription by RNA polymerase III.
AUGGAGUUUAAAGACGAAGAAGAAUAUUUAUUACUUGGUUUCAAAGAUCCAGUUGAACAAAAGUUCUUUAACAAACCCAAUCUUUUCUUCAAAAUUGUGAACUUGCACACAAAAACACCUUACAUCCAAAUUGGAAAUCAUGUUUUUAGAGCUAAAGUUGAUGAAGAAUCACUUGGAACUAGCCUGAUCUUUGAGGAACAAGAUGAAUUGGCACCACCAAAUAUAUAUGAUAAAGAAACCCACAUCAACCUCAAAUACAUUGCAAAAACAUGCCGGUUUCUAGCUCUACAAUGGUGUAAAAUUCCUGAUGAAGUUCCUGAAAUUCAACCAAGUGAACUGAUUGAAUUAGAGUUUAGACAUAGUUAUGAUACUGUCAUGAAGCAGUUGGAAGAUGGUCAUCUCGACAUUAAUGAUAUCAUUAAGAAGCCAGAGGGUGAAGGCAUACAUUUGACUAAGUUGACAAAAACACUAAGGAGAAAAAGGAUGUUCCAAAAUCAUCCACAAUACAGACUUCACUUGAUGACCCUGCAAAAACUCAAAGAGGAACAAGCUGAUACAUCUAAAACUCAACUGCCAGAGACAGAAAACGAAGAGUCUUAUUCUUUGUUAAAGGAUAUGGUGCACAAGCAAAGUUGUGACCCUGAAUAUUAUAAUAUUCUUAAAGGAGAUGAAUUUAAUAAUGACAAAGAAUUCAAGAUUCUUAAAGAAAUUUAUCUGAAGUCAUUUGACUAUGAAAAGUUUGCAUCAAAUGUAUCAAAAUCAUCUAUGUGGGAAUAUGUUGAUCUCCAAGGCUCUAUUGAUGAUGGAAUUAUAGAAAUGAAAGACAAGUUAAAUGCAGAUGAUAAGAAAAAACUGUUUGACAUGGGAAAUUUUGAUAAUUUCACAUUGGAUUUAAAAAUCAUUGUGCUAUCAGAUUAUCUGAAGGGACAGAAGGAAAUUAUGAAGAACAAAUCAAAAUUGGAGCUUUUAGAAGAGGACGAAUAUGGGCGCACCAUUAAAAAACGAUACAAAAUGGUGAAAUCAUUGGUAAAAGAUUUAAAAUAUAAUUUGUUUGUUCGUAGUUUAAAUACAGUCAAAUAGUAAUAAUUAUAGUUUAACAAUAAAUUGUUGUAUUGUUUGGUUAAAA